GCAGCAGCCGGUAGCAGCGGGGAGCGAGGCAGCCGGCCCCUUCGCCCCGACCAAAGGGACGCACUCAGUAAACACAAAAGUGAGAGCCACCCAAGGGGCAGCCAAAGCAGGAGAGAAAGAGAAGGGAAGAAGAAAAAAAAAAAAGGGGCGAAAAAACAACCCAGAAAAAAAAAAAAAGAGAGAGGAGAGGAAAAGAAGGAGCGAGCGAGCGCUUUCUCUAGAAUAACAGAAUACCUGAUCGUAACAAAAUAACAUCCUUCAGACAAAAUCCAGCAGGGACUUGACAUACCAAAAAGGCAAGGCGAGGAGAACGUGCCAGGGCUCGGGGAAGGCAAGCCAAAGCCGCGAUCGCUGCCAGGGCAGGAGAGAGCAGCAUGUCAAGCGCCGGGGCACACACGGAUGAGCGCUGCCGGCAGCCCGCCUUCCUGCCCGGCCCGCCGCCGCCGCAAGAAGUUGAGAGCAGCAGCGGCAGUGCCAAGGUGCCGAGGAUGUGCGCGGCCAGGCGGAUGCUGCUGCUGCUCCUGGCGUUCCUGGCCUACGCGCUGGACUCGGCAGCCGCCUACGGCACGGCGGAGACCCUGUGCGGCGGGGAGCUGGUGGACACGCUGCAGUUCGUCUGUGGGGACAGGGGCUUCUACUUCAGUAGGCCAGUGGGACGAAAUAACCGGCGGAUCAACCGGGGCAUCGUGGAGGAGUGCUGCUUUCGGAGCUGCGACCUGGCUCUGCUGGAAACAUACUGCGCCAAAUCCGUCAAGUCGGAGCGUGACCUCUCUGCCACCUCCCUGGCAGGCCUGCCGGCACUCAGCAAGGAGAGCUUCCAGAAGCCCUCGCAUGGCAAGUACUCCAAGUACGACGUGUGGCAGAAGAAGAGCGCCCAGCGGCGGCAGCGGGACGUGCCCAACAUCCUGCGGGCUCGCCAGUACCGGUGGCAGGCGGAGGGGCUGCAAGCAGCUGAGGAAGCCAAGGCGCUGCACCGUCCCCUCAUCUCCCUGCCCAGCCAGAGGCCCCCAGCGGCACGAGCCUCCCCGGAAACGGCUGGCCCCCAGAAAUGAACCCUGACCAGCCGUCUCAAUUUUUGAUCUCCUGGGGGAGGGCGGGAGGACUGGCGAUUCCCGACCCCCGAGCCCCUCCGUCCCCAGGGCCGCUGAGCCGAGGAGCGGGGCGGCGGGGCACCCUCACGCCGCUCCGGCCCCAACCAAACAACUGACACAGCAAGGAGGGGAUGGCGGCGGCAGUGGUGGCGAGCAGCACCGCUUCCACGGCAUCUUCCUUUUGGGGUGGGGGGAGGGUUCUUUCGUUUCCCACACCUGUUUCGUUUCCCCGCGCCCUCGGUAUUUCCAAACCUGUACUUGCGAAGGGACAGUUUGGCACUUGAACUUUUUUGCUGCUGGGUGCUGCGUGACAUCCCCGGUGCCAACGCCAGAAGACAAAAGAAAGAGCAAGAGGAAAAAAGGAUAUGAAGUUAAAUCCUUUUUUUUUAAUCUUUUUUUUCUCGAGAAGCGUCCAUUCCGUGUCUUUCUUGACAAUAAAGUGAAAAAAACAAUAGAACGGGGAGAAACAUUGAGGGAUAAAAAUUUUUUGCCUCAUUCCCACCCCACUUUUUUUCUUCUUUUUUUGUUGUUUUUUUUUCUUCUUUUAGUUUUUCUUAUUUUUAUAACUUUCUUUUGCACCUUUAAAAGAAAAACGUACCUGAGAAGAAGUUCCGAGGAGCCCCCAUCUGCGUUUUUGUGUGUGUGCUUCAUUACAAGAUUCCAAAUCGACUUGCACCUUUUUUGAAAUCACCGAUGUCGGGAGAAAGAGAGGAAGAGGAGAGAGAAAGCAAGAAAGAGAGAAGGAAAAGGAAAGGGGAAAGAAGAAAAGAAGAAAAAAAUAAAAAAAGUGAGCUGAUGCUCACUUUAAAUGGAGCAGGCGUCUGCAUUGCACAUUUGCCACGGAUUUAGUUGAUUUAUAUAUAUAAUAUAUUAUAUAACUUUUUUGGCAAAAAAGCACUAUUUUUAUGGGACAUUUUGUGUAGUAUCUGAAGAGGGAUUGUAAUGUUUAAAAUGUGUUAUGGUGCUAAAGUAAGUUGGAAGGGAAAAAACCCAGAA
Camarhynchus parvulus is the source of this 2087-nucleotide messenger RNA. It is a transcript of the gene IGF2, whose product is annotated as insulin like growth factor 2. Gene Ontology annotation, molecular function: growth factor activity; hormone activity. The transcript has 4 exons. Bases 375 to 1052 code for a protein of 225 amino acids. Gene Ontology annotation, cellular component: extracellular region. Lineage: Eukaryota; Metazoa; Chordata; Aves; Passeriformes; Thraupidae. The record is from RefSeq and is a predicted model, not a curated record.